Molecule: messenger RNA, 1358 nt
Organism: Acaulospora morrowiae
Lineage: Eukaryota; Fungi; Glomeromycota; Glomeromycetes; Diversisporales; Acaulosporaceae
Source: the annotation of a GenBank genome assembly
ACAAUAGAUUAUAUUGAGAAAGAAAAACAGAUAAAAAUUGAUCUGCUGUUGAUCUGCGGAGACUUUCAGACGACACGAAACACUGCCGAUUUAAAAUGUAUGAAUGUACCUGAUAAAUAUAAAGAAUUGGGAUCCUUUUAUAAAUAUUACUCUGGUGAAGCGAAGGCACACUGUCCGACUGUGUUUGUUGGAGGAAACCAUGAAGCCAGUAAUUAUUUAUGGGAAUUGUACCAUGGGGGAUGGGUUUGUGAAAAUAUUUACUUCCUUGGCCGUACGGGGGUUAUAAAUUUUGGAGGCCUCAGGAUAGGGGGAAUCAGCGGAAUAUAUAAUUUUGCAGAUUACAAAAAAGGUGCAAUUACGAGAAAAUGCCAUACAGUGAAGCUACCAUUCGGAGCAUUUAUCACGUUAGGCAAUAUGAUAUUUAUAGACUUUCUCAGGCAUAUCAGGAAACCUAUUGAUAUCUUCAUGUCUCAUGAUUGGCCCGAAGGUAUCACUAAAUUUGGAGACGAACAAAGUCUUCUUAGGAUAAAACCUUAUUUCAGGAAAGACCUCGAAACGAAUAGACUGGGGUGUCCCCCGGGUAAAAUUUUAUUGUCAAAGUUAAAACCGAGAUAUUGGUUUUCCUCGCAUAUGCACGUAAAGUUUGCAGCUGUCGUAUAUCAUGAUUCUGAGGGAAGGUUGAGUAGAUCAGAAACAAAAAAGUUCAAUAAUAACCCAGAUGAGAUUAACAUUGAUCUGGACAAAUGCACCACGGUCGACAAUCCAGACGAAAUAAUCAUGUCGCUUGACAUCAAUGAUUUAAAUGAGGCGCCUGAACAGAACAAAUGUACCACGGUCAACAAUCCAGACGAAAUAAUCAUGUCGCCUGACAUUGAUAAUUCAAAUGAAGCACUUGAAUCGAUUGAUGAGGAUAUUAGUAUUUCAGAAGAUACGAAAGAUUCAGAGAAGAUAGCUAAAUCACUUGACUCGGAUGUUAAUAAUUUAAACAAGGAUAUUAAUAAUCGAGAAGAGAUAGCCGUUUCAUCGAAAGUUAAUAACAUCCCUAAGGAAUCACCGAUUGAUCUUGAAUUUAAAAAUAGUUCUGAAGGAGCUCCGUCAAGUCACAAUCAUCAUACGCGAGAAUCUGUCGCGAGUUCGUCGACAUCGAUAUCCGCUCAUCCUUCUUGCACUCGUUUUUUAGCGCUCGAUAAAUGUUUACCGGGGCGAAACUUUCUGCAGGUUUUGGAUUUCCCUGAUGCCAAUGGACCUUUGGAAUUUAGCUAUGACGAAGAGUGGUUGGCGAUAACAAAGGCGACUCACGACUUCCUCUCCCUAGAAUAUCCACAGACGCCGUUUCCUUCACAUGAGCAAAUUAUAGA